AUGAGAACUUCGGUACUUUCUUCUGCGCCCGAAACCCGGGGCUCCGUCAGUGGGGGGGGAGAAAGCGUUUCUGCUGAGAUUGGCAGUCACACGGGGGAGAACGGGCACGUGGCGCCUCCCGCCUCUUUGGAUCCCUCGUCGACAGUUGCGCGACAGAGGAACAUGUCGGAGAUAGACCGUGUGGCUCUCGGGGAGAGAGCUCCAAAAUUGAGUGUUCAGUCUUUGCCCAUCCGCCAGUACCUAGAUCUUAUGGUUGUGCCCGCCCUUCUGCCUGCUCUGACAGUUCUUGUGAAUGAACGCCCUGAACAACCCGUUGAAUUUCUUGCUCACUGGCUACUAGAAAAUGGUCCUAAGUACGCUGCCCGGGAAAGUGUGAGUGCGUCUCCGGCCGAUUCUGCCGCGCUCUCCGCCCUCCUAGGCAGAGGCAUCUAA
Neospora caninum is the source of this 432-nucleotide messenger RNA. Its product is annotated as putative Dpy-30 motif domain-containing protein. The record is from RefSeq and is a predicted model, not a curated record. Bases 1 to 432 code for a protein of 143 amino acids. Lineage: Eukaryota; Apicomplexa; Conoidasida; Eucoccidiorida; Sarcocystidae. The transcript has a single exon.